GACGGAGGAGACAAGAUGGCGCUGCGGGCGAUGCGGGGGAUCGUGAACGGGGCCGCACCCGAGCUACCGGUGCUCACCAGUGGGCCUGCGGUGGGAGCUCGGGAACAGGCGCUGGCAGUUAGCCGGAACUACCUCUUCCAGCCUCGCCUCACUUACAAGACAGUAUCAGGAGUCAAUGGUCCACUAGUGAUCUUAGAUCAUGUUAAGUUUCCCAGGUAUGCUGAAAUUGUCCACUUGACAUUACCAGAUGGCACAAAGAGAAGUGGACAAGUUCUGGAAGUUAGUGGUUCUAAAGCAGUGGUUCAGGUAUUUGAAGGUACUUCAGGUAUAGAUGCCAAGAAAACGUCCUGUGAGUUUACUGGAGAUAUUCUCCGAACACCAGUGUCUGAGGAUAUGCUUGGUCGAGUAUUCAAUGGGUCAGGAAAACCCAUUGACAGAGGCCCUGUUGUACUGGCUGAAGACUUCCUUGACAUCAUGGGUCAGCCAAUCAAUCCUCAAUGCCGAAUCUACCCAGAGGAGAUGAUUCAGACUGGUAUUUCAGCCAUAGAUGGCAUGAACAGCAUUGCCAGGGGGCAGAAAAUUCCUAUCUUUUCUGCUGCUGGCCUACCGCACAAUGAGAUCGCAGCUCAAAUCUGUCGGCAGGCUGGCUUGGUAAAGAAAUCCAAAGAUGUAGUUGAUUACAGUGAAGAAAAUUUUGCCAUUGUAUUUGCUGCUAUGGGUGUAAACAUGGAAACUGCUCGGUUCUUCAAAUCUGACUUUGAAGAAAAUGGCUCCAUGGACAAUGUCUGUCUCUUUUUAAACUUGGCUAAUGACCCAACCAUUGAGCGAAUUAUCACUCCACGCCUGGCUCUAACCACAGCUGAAUUUCUUGCUUACCAAUGUGAGAAGCAUGUACUGGUUAUACUAACAGACAUGAGUUCUUACGCUGAAGCGCUUCGAGAGGUUUCAGCAGCCAGAGAAGAAGUUCCUGGUCGGCGAGGUUUCCCAGGUUACAUGUAUACAGAUUUAGCUACAAUAUAUGAGCGUGCUGGCCGAGUGGAAGGUAGAAAUGGCUCUAUUACUCAGAUCCCAAUUCUCACCAUGCCUAAUGAUGACAUCACUCACCCCAUCCCUGAUUUGACUGGAUACAUUACAGAGGGACAAAUCUAUGUGGACAGACAGCUGCACAACAGACAGAUUUACCCACCUAUCAAUGUGCUGCCUUCAUUAUCACGGUUAAUGAAGUCUGCUAUUGGAGAAGGUAUGACCAGAAAGGAUCACGCUGAUGUCUCUAACCAGCUGUAUGCCUGCUAUGCUAUUGGGAAAGAUGUACAAGCCAUGAAAGCCGUAGUUGGAGAAGAAGCCCUUACCUCAGAUGAUCUUCUUUACUUGGAAUUUCUGCACAAGUUUGAGAAGAACUUUAUUGCUCAGGGUCCUUAUGAAAAUCGUACUGUGUAUGAGACUUUGGACAUUGGCUGGCAACUUCUCCGAAUCUUCCCCAAAGAAAUGUUGAAGAGAAUCCCUCAGAGCACUCUAAGCGAGUUCUACCCUCGAGACUCUGCAAAGCAUUAG
Molecule: messenger RNA, 1551 nt
Organism: Chrysochloris asiatica (Cape golden mole)
Lineage: Eukaryota; Metazoa; Chordata; Mammalia; Afrosoricida; Chrysochloridae
Gene: ATP6V1B2
Product: ATPase, H+ transporting, lysosomal 56/58kDa, V1 subunit B2
Exons: 14
Coding region: 16-1551 (511 amino acids)
Biological process (GO): proton transmembrane transport; ATP metabolic process
Cellular component (GO): proton-transporting V-type ATPase, V1 domain
Molecular function (GO): proton-transporting ATPase activity, rotational mechanism; ATP binding
Source: RefSeq, a predicted model, not a curated record